UUUCAGCAGAUUUUAUCAUCAGUAUUACUCAUGUGCUCACCAAUCAAAGUGACACUGUGGUAGAGAUAUGAAAGUAAGUGUGGUGCAGGUGAGCAUUCAGGACUCCUCUUUGUAAUUUGUAGCAAAUUACUCAAAUAUUCCACUCUUUUGUUGAUCUGUGAAUAUUUGAGAAAUGAAUUUUCCUCUGUAAACAUUGCUUUGUCUCCUUUAGACUGGCAGAGGACAGUGCAGCAGCCCCCACACAAAACUACAAUUUGCACAUGGCUAAAGUCCGUGGUUAUCUUACAGCAUCCUGGGCACGUGAAGUAGGAAUUGGUCUCUGCAGCAGGUGCUGCUUCUUGCAUUUCCUGUUCAUUUCUGUAGAGAGAUGGAGGAGCUCCUUUGCUUGAGCAAAUGCACAUAGUCUUCAUCCAUUCAUCAAAAAUGACUUAUUGAGCAUCUGUGAAUGUGCAGAAUGCUGUGUGCCAAGUGCCAGGACGAAUCCAGCAAGGUCCUGGCCUCUCUGGAACUUGAGGUCUGAAAAGAGGAAAAUACAUGACUGAGGAUCAUGCAGUAAGCAAACUGGUUCAUUUAAUUAUGCAUAUUUUUUCUGUUUGUAAUUAUGCAAGAUUAUGGUUUAACCAUAAUCUUAUAAUUAUAACCAAAGAAUUAUGGUAUUAACCAAGAUUAUGGUUCUGAUCCAAUUGUGUGCUUUUUAAGAAUAGGGGGAAAUCUCUUGCAUUCUUUCAUCUCAUAGUGCUAAACAAAUAUAUAUCAAUAUUUAAUGAUGGUUACAGGAAUGCUUUUAUGGAACACCAUAACCUGAGAGUUGUUGGAAUUACCUAGUGGGAUUUCAGGGGGCUAGAAAAGAUCACCCAACAAAUGGAGUUUGCUAAUAAGGGAAGUACUCAUACACAAAUGGAAAUAGUGUUGAUUAGGAGCAGUCAGACAGCUAGGUUUCCAAAUAGCCUCAGUGAGCCCUGUUAAGACUGAAACAUUCAGUUGACCUCUAGGGCUGUUCAGUACCUCUAACACUUGAAACGUGGAUUCAGAAGGAAAGCAGGAAUAGUGUUUUAGUAAAACAUGGAGAUAAAAAUUCUGGUAGUCUUUUUAUGAAAUAUGUUAAAAAAAUUCUUCUAGAAAGCAGAGACUGCUUGAAACAUUAUAUGUCAAUUUGGUAAACAAUGGCAAUAAUGAGAUCUUCCCCAAAACACUCCAUGACACUUUAAUGUCAGUCUUUCCUGUCUGUAUUUGGCAAACCAAUGAUCUUACUAUUACUACUUAUAUGGUUAAUUAUAGCAGUGCAUCUAGAAGUGAAGUCCAGAAAGUAAUGCCCUAGAAUGAAAUGUUGGUCUCGGUAGUAGGAGAUGCCAACCAGUCUGUUGCUUCCAGCUCCUUCUGUAGCACCGGUUUUGCUUGAGCUGAGCCAUUAACCUUUAAAACAGCCCAAACUGGGUUCAGAAAGGUAGCAAAAGGAAUGACAGGAAAGGCUGAAAACCUGAGAGCAAGGGCUGCUUCUGGGUUCUCAUUGCAAAUGUGUGGACCCUGAAAAUCUUUAUGAAGUAAGGGAGCUAUUGAUGUUAGUGAGCUUGAUCAUUUCAGGAAAAAUGGCCAUGAAAGCUCUGUAUGCCUUUUCACAUCAUGAGGUGUUUCACUAGGCAUUCUGUGAAAUGACAUUUUUAAAGGUUGACAUGCAUUUUCUUCAUUCCCUGUCAGCUAGCAUCUUUAGCACAAAUUCUUAGAGCUUUAUAUCAUCUAUGUGUUGCUGUACACUCUUGUGGGGUUUUUAAUGUCCUAUUUUAUUUAUGUAGUUGAAAUUUAGAGUGACUAAGGACAGAAGGAGAGAGAGGGAUGGGGGGAGAGAGAGAGAGAGAGAGAGAGAGAGAGAGAGAGAGAGAGAAUGUGUAUACCUCAAAACCAGUGGUUCACUACCCAAAUAUCUACAAUAGACAGUACUGGACCAAGUCAGAUCAAGAUCCUAGAACUACAGCAGGGCUUCCCACAUAAGUAGCAAGGGGCCCGAGUCCUUGGACCAUAAUCCAUCGGUUUUCAAGGUUCUCUAAUAAGGAGCAAGAUAGAAGGGCAGCUGGAUCUCAAAUCAGCAUUCCAAUAUGGAGUGUGGCAUCACAAGUGGUGGUGGACUCAUCCACUGCAACAUCAAGCAAGCUUGUCUCAACCUCCUGUGCUGGGAGGCUUACCUUAUGUAGAAGACAUUGAAACCGAAUGCUGAGGAGUCACGGCUGACAUCCACACAUUGCUCUACACAGAAAAUGCAGCAUUCUAAGAGUGCGGUGGGCCGCUGGUCUGGAUUAGCUAUCACUCAGUUUUUCUUAUCAUAGGUAGAGGAAUGAAAACCUGUUGCAGUUGAGCCCAUCAACAUCAGUAGUUGAGACUUAAACCAUACCUGAACUUUGAGUGAGAUCCUUUUCCUAGUGUUGUCAGUCUGAGAAGCCAGCCUCCAUGGGAAAGCUUAAGCAGAGUAUACUCACCCAUGAAAUUUGGAUUUUGCUGCAUUCAAACAGAGAAUAUCAACAGUAUUCCACUGUUAGAUGAUUGACUACAGAAUGGAAGGAAACAGAAGACAGAAGCCUUUAUCUGAACCUUUCUUUGCUUAAAGAAUCCAUCAGGGAUGCUGAUUCUCAGGAGCCUGGCACCUCAAAGGAUGCAAGUGCUUCAAAUGGACCUGUCCGAAGACUACUGGUGCACGGUCCGAUAAAGUUAAGAACGGGUGAUAAGAAAACAAAGCGUCAGGCUUUUUUGUACAAGGAUGAGCUGAAGAUUUCCAAUGUUCGGUACGGCAAAAAUAUUUACUACAAACAUGUAAUCCCUGUCAAUGAAAUAUGGAUUUCCAAAUGCAUUGUUGAGGAAGGUGAUACCAGUGCCUCCAGGUGCCUGAAUAUUGGGUGGCCAAUGGUCAACUACAGGGCCAAGUUCUUUUCCAGAACAUUCAUGGAAAAAUGGGAACGCUUGCUGGACAGGUGUAUAACUGAGUCGAAAGAGAAAGAUCAAAAGCAGACCACACUUCUGCAGAUAGAAUCACUCACCGAUAGCAACAUUCCUUAUUCUGGAAUUAUAACAGUUACCAAUUUAGACACCGUGAAUGACGUUAUCCAUAUGGCACUACCAGUGCUAGGAUUAAGUGGCUCAGAAACGGACUACCAAAUGUGGGUCUAUUCAAACCAGAGAAAGAACUCUUACCCACUCAUUGGGUAUGAAUGUCCAUAUGCUAUUCAAGCAAGCUACCAUCGAGCUGCUCUUCAUAAUCAUGAACCGGGGAAGUCCACCUCCACCCUGAGCAUGGAGGAUCCUGUUCUGGACAUCUUGUCUUAUGGAGGGAUCCAGUUCGUUUUGAAGCCCAGGCACGUGGCUGAAAGGCCGCGCCGCUGCGGCUUUCCCACGAACUGGCUGUCUUGCUGGGGCAUUACCAGAAGCCAUAAUGACGUGCCCCAGGACGCCGCUCCUGCUCUUUCAGUGCCAACAUUCCUGAGAGUGUCUGGUGUGGAGGACCUGAUGCUCACGCUUUGGGAGUUGAUCCGCCUUAUCAAGCAGAAAGGGCCAAAGACAGAGAAUAUUUUUCAAAUAGUUGGUGACCUAAAGUCAUUUAUAGCCCUGAAGGAAAGAUUCAAUACAGGAGAUAGAGGCGACUGGGGCAAUGAAUCGCCACUUGUGUUAGCAACACUAUUAAAGGAUUGCCUUCGAGCCUUUCCUAACACCCUGUUUUCAGCUGACCUCUAUGAUCAGUGGCUGAAUGUUCUUGAUGAAGGCAAUGACGAGGAGGCCAGAGACAUCCAGAGGCUUUUAGCCCAUCUGCCCAGAGCUAACGCAGCUGUCCUAAGACACUUGUUUUCAUCAUUAUAUGCAAUCUCACGUAAUGCAUCAUACAAUCAAAUGACUACAUCAAAGUUAGCUUUGUGCAUCACCCCGAGCCUUCUGUGUGUCUGGCGAUCUACUUCAACAAGCCCAGCCCUCGAAGGCGAAUUGAGGAGAAAGAUUUCCCUUGUGGAGUUUAUGAUUGCAAGUUAUCCCAGAAUAUUUGGAGAUGACCAGAAGUCUAAGAAGAGCUGUAUGAAUUCCAAAAGAAACUUUGGAGAGAGUAGCCGGCAAGUCAUCGCCACUGCGGGGCAGAGUGCUGCCGGCCUAGAUGCCGAGCCUGACAACCGAGAACCAGUGCCGGACGUGCCACAGCCAGGCGUGACUAUGAAUGCUGAAACCAAGCCCCGCCACGGAAGUAUGAUAGUCUCACUGGAGUCAGACCCAGAAUCAGGCAUGGUGACUGACUAG
Messenger RNA from Lepus europaeus (European hare), 4260 nucleotides. Its product is annotated as rho GTPase-activating protein 20-like. The coding region runs from base 2890 to 4260 and encodes 456 amino acids. The transcript is spliced from 17 exons. Gene Ontology annotation, molecular function: GTPase activator activity. Lineage: Eukaryota; Metazoa; Chordata; Mammalia; Lagomorpha; Leporidae. The record is from RefSeq and is a predicted model, not a curated record. Gene Ontology annotation, biological process: signal transduction.